GUUUUCUUUCUCGGUGUGAAUUUUUACCUUCAUUCCGCUAUUGGCAUAUACGUUUCAUAUUCCCGUUGGUGGUGUGGUGAUUUGAAUUUGUUUGUCUCUUCUUCCUCUUGUUAGAAAGCGACAACACAUCUUUUUACUAAGAUCGAAUAAACAUCACAUUUGGUGUAAAAGGAUUCAUUGGUCUCCUUUUUUUAUCUUUUUUAUUUUUCCUUCUUCAUUUUGUAUAAAAGAAGGUCCAGUUUAUCCUUAUCUUCUUAUUUACUUUUCUUUCAUUUCAUUUCACUUCUUUUUCUACUUCUUUUUUUUUUUUCGUCUUCUUCCUUUGUCUUAUUCUGUUCAAAGGAAUUUAAAAAAGGCUUUCAUUGGUUCUUCAACUAAACUUUGAAAACUCACUUCUUUGUCUCCACUUUUUUUUUGUUGCCUCUUUGCUCCUUUUUAUUUAUUUGUUUCUUAUAUUUAUUAUUUCUAUUCCUACUUAAUUUCUUACAUUCGUUUGUUUCGCAUUUUCAUUCCUCUUUCUUUUUCUUUUUCUUUUCCUUUUUUGUUUCUAUUCUUUCUCUGUUGGCCUAUACUUGUUCUUUUUUGUGUAAGCAUCUCUCUGGUCGCUUCUGGAUUGAUACAUACCUCAAAGGUUUUGUAGUCGUCUUUUCUUACUUUCCCACACAUUUCCCUUGUUUCUUUGCCAAAAAUCUAGGUUUUAUUUUUCCUUUUUUCAUCAGCUCCCUUAUUUUGACUUAUCGUGUAUGUUCAUUCGAAUCUCCGUCAUGGUUCUCUUCUAAACUUUUCCCCGAUUUCUGUUUCAGGAGUGUGCUAUACUCUUACACUUGACGUCUCUUUUGUUAGUUAUUUUCGAACGCAACUACGAUUCUCCAUAAACUCUGUUCUCCUUUAAAACCACGUGGCUUUUUGCAUUCUUAAUAAGUUUCUCGAUAUUUUGUUCAAGAGUUAGUAUUGGUUCAAAAGGGAUACAUUUUCUUUUUUUUUUGUCUAUUCUAAUUCGCUUUGUUUCCUCUUAUUUUCACGGCAUCUUUUUUUUAAUAAACUUCUAGUUUCUUGGUUUCUUUUUUUUUUCGCAAAAUGUCUAAAAUCAAUAUUCGAGCUUUGCUUGAUGCUUUUUCUACUGUUAUCCUGUCUAUCUAUCCGCUUGCUCAAAAGGCGAACCAGCCUUUUCAUUCACACACAUUGCCUUUGAAUCAGUUCUUAUACGAAACCAUUCGUCGUAGUCAUACCGAUUACACCACUCUGAUACUUGCUUUAUACUACUUUAUAAGCUUUCGUGAACGGGCUUUUGUUGAACCCGAAAAGUACAUCCCUUUACUUUGCGGUCGUCGUCUGUUUUUGGUUUGCUUGAUAGCAGCAACCAAAUUUCUACAUGACCGUAGCUUUAGCAACCGCGCCUGGUCUAGACUUUCUCAAUUACCCGUUGAUAAACUGCUUAUCCUUGAGCGCUUAUUUUACCAAGGCAUUGAUUAUCGCCUUCUUGUUGCUAAACAUGUGUUUGCACGCUGGUCUUUAUUGAUUGGUGAAUGUUGCAUGCAAGCAACUUCUUGCUUGUCAAACUCUGCUGACCCUCCUUUGGAUUUUCGCAAGUUUUCGCCUUAUUGGAUAUCUUUGUUUUCCAAUAUUCACUCUUCUUUAAACGAUUUUCUCUCCAUUGCUUAUAUCACAAAGAUUGCCCAGCAAAGGAUGAACAACCGGAUGGCAGCCAUGCAUCGCAUGAAUACGUGCUUUUCUCAACAAGUCCCAACUUCGCCGGAGAGCUCUACCUCCACAAGUCCCUCAUCAACUCCCAUUAUGGACCAGUUCAGUCCAAGUACCAACUUUAUUGCUCCUAACUAUGGCCUACAGACGUCUGCUAUUCAACCUCCUAUCCCUGCUAACUAUCCCACUUGCCCAAGAUGGUUGAGUCGACCGAAUGUAAAUGCGCCCACUCAGUUUGCCAUGCCUGCUCAAACACCUUUUGUCAGACAACCAAAUUUACCACCCACCCCGUCCUCUCCCCAGCCUAUGUCAUACAGACCAGUGCAACCUGAAAGCUUUCUGAUAGAAACUCCCCUUUCGUCAGCUCAACCAAUGGCACCCCUUCCAUUCAACACAUCUCAUGUACAUCCUCUUCCUUCUACGUUUCAUAAUGAUAGAAAUGGCCCUUUUUCUAAAAUAAUGCCAGAGCCUGUGACCGCCCACUCAGCAGUUCCAGUUAAAAAAGUGAGCAUUCCUAUGUUAAUAUCGCAGCAGAAAAGGCCUUUCAACGAUGUCAUUACUAUUUCUCCAAGUGUUCCAUCUGUAAAGCGCAAUCGUCUCGUUUGAUGAAGAAUUGCUUGGUUUGUUACAUGUAUAAGUUUUCAAAAUUCAUACGUCUUCCUUUUUAAUUAUAGAAAACCUUUAAUCUUCUCUCCUUAUUAGGUUAUUUCAUAUACUUUUUACUGAACUCUAUGUCGAAAUACGUUUGUAUAUGUGUAUAUAUUUAUGUGCUUAGACAGCAUAUAACUUGGAAUAGGGACUUUGUUAUUUUCUUUUCUUUUUUCGUUUUUAUCUUUAUUUUUUAGCCAUGUGUUUUUUUCAAAACAAGGACUAUUUUAUGAUUUUAUUACAUUUUCUUUCUUUUUGUUUCCCUUUUCCAUAGUACAAUAGAAGAAUAGUAAGCCUUUAUCAGGUUGCCCAACAUUAACAACUAUCGUCAUUACGAAUGAAACUUACUCAUUUAAGCUGAA
This is a messenger RNA of Schizosaccharomyces cryophilus OY26, 2711 nucleotides long. RefSeq names its product cyclin Pas1. Gene Ontology annotation, biological process: regulation of cyclin-dependent protein serine/threonine kinase activity. The record is from RefSeq and is a predicted model, not a curated record. Gene Ontology annotation, molecular function: cyclin-dependent protein serine/threonine kinase regulator activity; protein kinase binding. The transcript has a single exon. The coding region runs from base 1078 to 2307 and encodes 409 amino acids. NCBI's taxonomy places the organism in Eukaryota, Fungi, Ascomycota, Schizosaccharomycetes, Schizosaccharomycetales, Schizosaccharomycetaceae. Gene Ontology annotation, cellular component: nucleus; cyclin-dependent protein kinase holoenzyme complex.